UUGUUCACCCAGACUCGUCUGAGCACGGAUGUGUGCUGCUGAUAUUAUUUGAAUUUUGUUACUUACAUAUACCUAACUGAAUUUGUUCGUUGAUCAAGAGAUUAAAGUGAGAAAGGUUGUGUUUAUAAUGUCAACCGAAGAUAUUAAUGCGGAAAAGGCUGUGGCCGCCACUCUUCAGACUUACAGACUACAAAAUUCUAGAUGCGUUGAAGACCCCACGGCCGAGCUCAAUGUCAACUACAUCUUGGAGGAGCGGGAGACGCUGGCCCUAGAGUUUGAGCACGAGGAGUCCAAAAGCGGAAAAUGGAUUUUGUUUGUGCGGAUCAACUCAAUGUUUUCUAUGUGGACGAAGUCCUGUUAUCUUUACAGGGAAGGAAAACUUGAAGGAGUCACUUCCUUGAAAGCAUCGACUGCCAAGGAUAACCCUCGCAAGACGGGUGAUGACAAUGGAGUGAUUAUCUUCCAUUGUGGUCCAAGCGACGACAAGGAGAAGAUAUUACGUUAUGGUAUGAACAUCGUCAUGCUCCUAAAAUACUUUAAUGACAAAGGCUACAUCCCCUACAAAACCAAUGAGCAAUCGGCUAAAGGGACUCGGGCAACUGGCAACCAAGUUAACUGCUUGUACAAGCUACCGGUGGCGCGUAGGUGGAGCGAGUACCAACAGCCUGGGACAGCGCGCUUCUGGAGCAGAGAUCGUGAAACUUAUACGCCAAGUUCCGGAAACUGGCGAUCAAAAUCUAACACUAGUCACUUGGAAUUCUGGCGGUCAAAUGACAGCGAUCGUACCUCAUGGAGGUCACCUGCUGCGGGACAUCACGCCGUAGAAGAAGUCGAAACCGUCGGCCAACACGACUCUCCGACGUCCAGAUUGGACACUCUUUGGUUGACAGAACCUGAGGAUUUCUACAAAAGUCGCACUAAGAAACCAUCAGAGGUGGUGGGUCACUGGAUCACUCUGCAUCCUUCUGAUAAGUUAGACUCCGCUUGGAUGAAGGCGCGUAAGCUUUUUCGUGAUGGAGAACUACCAGAAGACGUAGUGUGCGUGCAAGCGUCUACUCAGCUUCAGAACUAUAAGAAUAACGGCAGAGGUGUCAUUAAGUUCAGAUGUAUCAUUAAAGACGAAAAGGAGCAGAUGCUGAUGGUGGGUAAACGUCUUGCCGAGUGUCUUGAGUUGUCAAACGAUACCCGGCAAAUCUGGCUCCAGAGUGGGCGUGGAACUUUGAUCACGCUGUAAUUGAAGGAAUGCAAAUGCAAUUAAACGUUGAUGUGUAAUUUUCUCAUCUCUAGUGGAUUUCCACUGAGCAAGAAAUUAGGGUGCUGAGUU
This is a messenger RNA of Hyalella azteca, 1324 nucleotides long. RefSeq lists its product as uncharacterized. The transcript has 3 exons. The record is from RefSeq and is a predicted model, not a curated record. Bases 128 to 1234 code for a protein of 368 amino acids. Lineage: Eukaryota; Metazoa; Arthropoda; Malacostraca; Amphipoda; Hyalellidae.